This is a messenger RNA of Oppiella nova, 384 nucleotides long. The record is from the annotation of a GenBank genome assembly. NCBI's taxonomy places the organism in Eukaryota, Metazoa, Arthropoda, Arachnida, Sarcoptiformes, Oppiidae.
GAUGGACUCAACGCUACUGUGGUUGUCCUCAAAAUCGGUACUAACAAUUUAUUCGACAAUACUGAGGAGGACAUAGCCCAUGGAGUGAGGGAGGUCCUUUAUCAACUGUUGUGUCGACAGCCAAACGCCAAGAUAAUCUUAUUGGGGAUUAUCCCACGCGAUGGUAAACUUGAUGAGAAGGUCCACACCAUUAACGCCAUUAUCGGUGACUAUAAAGACGACAAAACAAUAUUCUAUUUGGAUAUGAAUUCCCACUUCGAGACCGCGUCAGGAGUUGAGAUACCGGACCUCUAUCUGGAAGAUAAAGUGCAUCUGACUCUUAAGGGUUAUCAAGUCUGGCACGACGUUAUGGAACCACUGUUCAGUAAAUUGUUGGGACAGUAG